Molecule: messenger RNA, 1576 nt
Organism: Alligator mississippiensis (American alligator)
Lineage: Eukaryota; Metazoa; Chordata; Crocodylia; Alligatoridae
Product: perilipin-3-like
Exons: 6
Coding region: 84-1157 (357 amino acids)
Biological process (GO): positive regulation of triglyceride storage; lipid storage
Cellular component (GO): lipid droplet; cytosol
Source: RefSeq, a predicted model, not a curated record
GUAUUGCUGCAUGGUGAGAGAUUUUGGGUUUGUGCUCUGCUCUGCUCUGAAGGUGUUUUUUUCAGUGACUCUAUUCUCCUGCCAUGGCCUCCAAGGACAGUGACCCCCAGGCUGCCAUCUCUGAGCCCCAGGGGCAGCAGCAGCAGGUGCCUGCAGAGGCCAAGGACCUGGAUGCAGCUCCAGUGGCAGUGGCCAAGGAUGCUGUCUGCAGCACAGCUGCUGGGCCCAAGGCUGCAGUGUCCAGCAUGGUGGAUGUAGCCAAAGCGGCUGUCCAGGAGGGUGUGGAGAAGACUAGUUUGGCAGUGACCAGCAGCGUGGAUGCUGCAGCGGGCCCGUCUGUGGGCCAGAGUGUUACAAGUGACCUGGACAUGGAGCUGGGGAAGACAGAGCAGUGGGUGGACCACUACCUGCCCAUGAUGGCUGAGGAGCUGGCUGCACUUGCUGCCUCUGUGCAAGGGGCAGAGGUGGCUCCACUGGAGCAGCAGAAGCAGCAGCAGAGCUACUAUGUGUGCCUGGGCUCCCUCUCAACUAGCCUGCAGCAGCGAGCCUACCAGCAUUCCCUGGGCAAGAUGAGGCAUGCCAGGCAGAGUACCCUGGAGGCCCUGGUCCAACUGCAGCAAGCUGUGGACUUGAUUGGCUCAGCCAAGCAGACUGGGGAUCAGAUGGUGCACGACAGCCAGGAGAAGCUACAGCAGCUGUGGCUGGAGUGGCGCCAGGGCCAGCCAGGAAGCCAGGAGGGGGACAGCACCCCACAGCCUGAGGAGAUGGGAUCCCAGGCUCUGGCCACUGCCCAGACCCUCCUCCAGCAAGAGCAGGAUGCCUGGCAGAGCCUGAUGGCCAGUAUCCAGGGGCUGCCAACCAGCAUGCAGGAGCAGGUCCAGCAGGGCUGCCAGCACCUGGGGGAGCUCCAGGCUGCCUUCUCCAGUGCCCUGUCCUUCCAGGAGCUGCCUGAGGGGCUGCUGAGCCAGAGCAGGGAGAAGCUGGCCAAGGCCCAGGAGUGCCUGGAUGAUCUGCUGGAGUAUGUGAUUAAGAACAUCCCCCUGACCUGGGUUGUGGGGCCACUUUCUCCUGCUGGAGGCUCUGCAGAGCAGGUGGAGGAGCCUGUCUCGGAGGGCAAGGUGGAGGAGCCUGCAGGGGAAGGGAAGGUGCAGCCCUGAAGAACUGAACCCCUCUUGGGUCACAUCUAGUAAAGGGGUCCUUUCUCUCUCUAAGGGAUUUGAUUUGGGCUGUGAAGGUGGGGUAGUCUAGUCAUCCUCCUUCUACUGGGCAAGUCUCUUGCCCUCCCCACUGAGCUGGGUAUUCACUUGGGCUUCCCAGAAAGGGCUGCCUUUCCCUGGAUGUCUCUAAUCCUGCUGUACCAAUUGGCCUCUUAGCUGCCUCCUGAUUGAAGGCUUCUUCUGCUCCAAAUCCCUUGCCUGUCUGGUUGCUGGCUUAGUGUUGAUCACUGUUGCAUUCACAGCCUGUCCUGAGCAUGUUCUUCCAUCAGGUUGCAGGGAAGAAAGGAGUCCUCCUGAAGCAGUUUUGUAGAGGGGAUGGUUUCACCUGCUACUAGAAUAAAUACUGCAUUUGAAAAAUG